CUCAAUUUCCCGAAGUUGCGUGAAAUGCUGGGCUCACGUGACAUGGCUCGUUGUUAUUCUUAUUAUGUGUUGUUAUUUACCCUACUAAGCGUGUAAAAAGCAAUAUUUAAUUAUGUCUUACAUAUAUAGAAUUAUUUGACUAGCAACUGCUUUUCAAUGUUUCGAAAUUAUUUCAAUCACGAAUAAACUUUGUAAUUCGAUUGAACUGCCUUUUAAGUUUUGUUAAUUAUUGUUUGUCGUGAAAAUGCUCAUAUGUUAAUGUAACAUACGGUAUAAAAAAUAAUGGCUGGCACAGAAGUUACUGAGGGCACGCCAAUUUCGGAACCAUUGCGUUUAACGCACAUUAAACCGUCUUUCAACGAACAAGAAUUAGCUGUAGCAUCGCGUCAAGAUUUGUGGCAUAAAUUUAUUGUCUACAAUGUAAGACAUUGUAAAGCGAAGGAAGUAUUGAAAAGAAUCAUUGUUGCUUGUGAUCCUGAUAUCAUACUUCCUGUUAUGUAUAAAGAAGAAAGCUCAAAUAAAAGCACUUUCUUGGCAAAAUGCACCUCCACUGCCAUUGAAAAUCUUGUAAAGCAAGAUUUAUGUGUGGCUAUGAUAAAUGGGCAUGAGUUACAUAUUGACAUUGUAUUAGGAUUUUUAGAUUCCAAAGAGUUACAACUGAAUCCUAAUAGAAUUAUAGCACAAGCAUUGUAUAGUAGGUAUGAACAUACAAAAAAGGUAUUGAAUCUUGAUGAUUUUGAGGAUGAGAAGUCUUUGAAUUCAAUAUAUUGUCCAUUGUCUGUACCUAAAGUAUUGCAGUUUGUUUUGAGAUGUGCCAAAGUGGGAAUCUUAAGUACUAAUCGUGAUUCAAGAUUGUCCAUCCGUGAACUGAGUUUAAAAUAUAAUAAACUCACAGCCAUUAUUCUGUUUGAGAAGUUCUUCAAUUACCAUUUGACCAAGUUAGAUCUAAGAUACAAUCACAUUGGAGAUAUUGAUUAUUUACGUUAUUUUAGUGAAUUCAAAAUAAGUGAACUAUGGCUAGAUGGAAAUCCAUUGUGUGCAAAAUAUAGCAAGUGUCAAGAUUAUGUGCAAGCAGUGAAAAAUGUUUUCCCUCAUCUACAAAAAUUAGAUGGAAUUGUAAUAGAUACAGAACAAAAAUUUGUUCCUAAUAUUCAAAGCAACUUUAUAAGGGAUGGUAUGAAAACUUGUCUUAUCAAACAAUUUGUGAAGCAUUAUUUCACUUUAUAUGAUCAGGAUGAUAGACAAAUGAUGAAUGGACUGUAUGACAGAGAUGCACUUUACUCCAUGACAUUAGGGAAUGUUAUAAAUUAUGUCCAUAAACAAAUAACUAAAACAUUUGUUACAAAUAGAAAUUUACUGAAAUUUGUUGAUUAUGCCAAGUGUCAAGAAUUUUUAUUACGUGGCCCAGAGAGAAUCAUUUCUGCACUUAGAAGCCAACCACCAACAAUACAUAAUUUUAAAUCAUUUCAUGUUGAUUUACUGUACGAAGGAGAAAGCCAUCUUGCUAUUUCUGUACAAGGAUUAUUUUCAUUUAGAGACAUUGCAUGUCCACCAAUGUUUUUCAACAGGACUUUCAUUAUUAUACAAAAAGAAGAUAAUGAAUACUGCAUUACUAAUGAUCAGUGUUAUCUUGAUGGAACACCUGCCAAUAGUAAUCUAUCAGGAAACAGUGAAUCAAGAUUUGAAACAAAAAUUUCACCAAAAUUUGUUCCAACUGUGUUUAGUAUUUCAGAGAAAGAACAACUGUUGUCAUUUCUGCAUGAACUGAGUACAAUGAAUUUGAAGUUUUGUCACCAAUAUCUUGAAGAAGCCAAUUGGGAUAUAAGAACUGCUAUUACAACAUUUAUGAACAUGUAUACAGUAAACAAUGUACCACCUGAAGCCUUUCUAUGACAUACAAGCAUUUUAUAGUUAAUUGAAUUUAUAUUAAAAAUUAUUGUAUAAAUUUGUAUAUACAUUUCUGUAAUUUUGUAAUCACAAAUGUAUUAACUGUAUGAUGUACACUUGAGGAAAAAUCUUGCCUCGCUGUAUGAGAAGAU
Colletes gigas is the source of this 2039-nucleotide messenger RNA. Its product is annotated as nuclear RNA export factor 2-like. The transcript has a single exon. The coding region runs from base 283 to 1893 and encodes 536 amino acids. Gene Ontology annotation, molecular function: RNA binding; protein binding. Gene Ontology annotation, cellular component: nucleus. The record is from RefSeq and is a predicted model, not a curated record. Lineage: Eukaryota; Metazoa; Arthropoda; Insecta; Hymenoptera; Colletidae. Gene Ontology annotation, biological process: poly(A)+ mRNA export from nucleus.